AUGUGGAAACUGCUCUCUCUAGUGUUGAUCGGCGUGGUCUCAGGAGAUCCAGUUAAGGCAAUGUAUCGAAAUUUCUACGGAGUUGGAACAACUGAUCUCAUUGAUCUCACUAAAAUGAGGUGUCUGUUGGAGAAGCAUUACGAGUUUGUGUUUCUGCAGCUUUUCAAGGACGGCCAAGGGGAUGAGAUUGGAUUGAAAAACCUGGCAUUGACGGAGAAUAGUAAGUUUCUAAGCAGAAUACCGAAGAGGUAUGGGAAAUUGUCAGCAGCGUUAUUAAAGUAGGCGUUAACGGAGUACUGAGUAGCAGCCCUUGACUUUUAGUCCACAUAGUGAAAAACAGGUAGGGCUACGACGUUAUUUUGUUAUUUUAGAUUAGCCUGUUUAAAAAAUAAGCCCGGCGAUUUUAAGGCUUUUCAAGCGUAGGCCGGACUUGGUCGGCCUUUUGACCGUACCUGAAAAUCCUAAAACCCUCAAAACUGUUCCUUUUCUUAUGAUCCGCCGGCCCUAGAUGGCUGACAAUUGUGAGAUCCAGCUCCAACUCACAAGAAGUGUCUUACUUUAGCUUUAGAAAUUUAUAUUGCCGAAGGGGUUUAAUGAGACUCCUUCAGGUUCCCUAUACACCGAACUGUACGUCAUUCCUGAUCCUUCGAAGCCUGCGGCCAAACAGCUCAAUGAUAUUGUUGCUUUCGGCAAGAAAAACAACUAUGAGUUCAACUUUCUCUGGUUCCAAAUCACUGAUCCUCUCAGAUGGAACAGCCUGAAAGAAAAGAAUGUGAUUUUUAUAAACCAAUUUGCUGCAGCUGCAAAAGUAAGCGUCGAUUUUAUUAUAUUUAUAACAACCGCAUCUGAAAAAGCGUAUAAAACAACAUUGCAGGCUCAAGGAAUUGAAUUGGGAUACUUCACGAACUGGUACGAUUACAAGCAAAUCACCGAUAACUCGCAGAAAAUACAAAGCAGAGACAUCUUCUAUUGGAAUACAUUGGGGUCGGGGCCAAGUGCCGAGACUGCCAAUAAUGUCAACGAUUUUCGGCCGUUUGGGCCGUUCAAGGGCGAUCCCUUUGCAAAACAAUAUGGAAUCGACGAAGAGGAGUGUGGAUUGAAAGUCACCAAAAAUGUGCAUUACGGAGAUGCAGUUCCAUUGCUUUCACGACGUAAAAGCUUCGUUAGAAUUUCUGGAAAUGUGUGGUGAUAAGUUGAAAUAAAAUUUUGAUUAGAACUUGAAUUAAUAAUCGCUUUAAUUCUCAGAGUUGUCCAUCUUCUACAGACCACAGGUCUAGACUAUUCAUAGAUUUCAGACAAUUUUAGCGUUCGCUUUGCAGAAAGAGCCGAUAUAUACAUAAUAUCUAUCUUUGACGCGCCCUCAGGCCCAGCCAAGUUACCGGUAGCAUUGCCAAGGUCUUCGGCAAGGCCCCUCAAUUCUUAUUUUUUUAACCGAGUAGCUUUGGCGACAUCUCUUCGCUGAGGUAAUGCAAAGAUAUCCCUGUGAUGAUGUUUGUCCUUCUCAAACUACACUUCUUAUCAUAACAGUGACAAAAACCAAUUGCUUCUUUAUUUUUAUUCGCCUCUUUGGUUUUGGGACCUCUCCGUUUUGGGGUUCUCUUCGUUUUGAGUCCUCCUUGGUUGGAGGACUUCUUGGGUCUCAAUCUUUAGCAACCCAUUCGCAUAAACAAUGCAAAGAUAUCCAUGCGCUGAUAUUUGUCCUUCUUAAACUACAUUUCUUAUCAUAACAGUGAAAAAACUAAUCGCACCUUUAUUUGGUCGUAUACAAGAUUCGAAGGCCUAUUUUCAAAAGUCAAUUCUCAGUUUGAUUCAAAUGCUGCAGGUGUUCUUUCUUUCCUUUCUCUCAAUUUUUACUGGGAUUCCAACAAUAUCUCCGCGAUACAUCCACGGGAUUGGCACUACCGACGAAAUAAACGAUGAGCAAAUUGAAUGUUUGUUGAACCAAAACUAUAAAUUCGUCUAUCUUCGGAUCUUCAACAACGGCGAGGGCGAUGAAAUUGGGAUGAAGAAUGUUUUGAAAGUCCGGAAAAGUAAUGCCACAAGAUAAAUCGCUAAAUCCUUUGCAUUUUAGCUAAUUUAGAAUAUUUUGUUUAUGUCACUCCGGACACGAAGAGCUCUGCCGAUCAGCAAGCCGAAGAUCUUUUAAAUUUUGGGUACAAGCAUUGCGCGGAAUUCCUUUUGUUGUUCCUGGAAAUCACCGAUCCGUUGCGGUGGAAAACAAAUAAGCAGAAAAACGUCGAUUUUAUUAACGAAUUCGUUGAUGCUUCAGAGGUAAUCCCUUACGAGGACAUUUUCUAUGAGAUUUCUGCUGUUUAUGUCGGCCUGUCGAAAAAAUAGUAACUGAAGCGAAAAGCAGUUUUUCGAAUGCCACAGUGUGCUCAUUGUUUUCCGGACAGACUGAUGGUAAAAACAACUUGCUCCAUUUUGAUUUUUCCGCGAUAACUCUUGGACUUUUCAGUCUCGCGCCAUGCGGGUUGGAUUCUACACUAGCUGGUACGACUACAAAGUAAUCACAAAUAACUCCAAUCAAACUACUAACGACAUUUUAUUCUACUGGAACACGCUCGGAGCUGGACCAAACGCCGAGACAGCCAGCAACAUCAAUGAUUUCCGACCGUUUGGGCCUUUCAAGGACCUGCCAGCCCUCAAGCAAUAUGGAAAGGGCCAGCAAAAUCGUCUACGACAAUGA
Molecule: messenger RNA, 2689 nt
Organism: Bursaphelenchus xylophilus (pine wood nematode)
Lineage: Eukaryota; Metazoa; Nematoda; Chromadorea; Rhabditida; Aphelenchoididae
Source: the annotation of a GenBank genome assembly